Anguilla anguilla (European eel) is the source of this 1600-nucleotide messenger RNA. Its product is annotated as tyrosine 3-monooxygenase-like. The record is from RefSeq and is a predicted model, not a curated record. The transcript is spliced from 13 exons. NCBI's taxonomy places the organism in Eukaryota, Metazoa, Chordata, Actinopteri, Anguilliformes, Anguillidae. Gene Ontology annotation, biological process: dopamine biosynthetic process from tyrosine. Gene Ontology annotation, molecular function: iron ion binding; tyrosine 3-monooxygenase activity. Gene Ontology annotation, cellular component: cytoplasm; axon; perikaryon. Bases 80 to 1561 code for a protein of 493 amino acids.
CGCCGACCUGUGUUGGCUGUUAAAAAAAUAUUUUUUAAAAAAAACGGCGAAUUCGCUGAGAAAACAAAAUAAUUUGAAAAUGCCCAUUUCUGACACCUCCACGUCUUCCGCUAAGAGCAUCCGUAGAGCAGCGUCAGAACUCGUCCGAACGGAAUCUCUUACAUCGCCAAGGUUCGUGGGAAGGCGGCAGAGCCUGAUAGAAGACGCGAGGAAGGAGCGCGAGGCCGCGGUUGCGGCUGCGGCUGCGGCCGCCGAGUCGUCGGAAGCGAGCGAGCCGAUAGUCUUCGAGGAAGAGGACGGCAAGGCGAUGCUCAACCUCUUCUUCACCCUGAGGAUCGCCACGAGCCCGGCGCUGUCGCGCGCUCUCAAGGUCUUCGAGACGUUUGAGGCCAAGAUUCAUCAUCUGGAGACCAGACCGAACCGGAAGUCCAGCGGCAAUCUCGCGGACCUCGACUACCUCGUGCGCUGCGAAGUGCACCUGUCAGACGUCAACACACUCAUCAGCUCGUUAAAGAGGACGGCAGAAGACGUCAGAACCACUAAAGAGGUCAAAUUUCACUGGUUUCCAAAGAAAAUCAGCGAGUUGGACAGGUGCCACCAUUUGGUGACAAAAUUUGACCCAGACUUGGAUCAAGACCAUCCGGGUUUCACGGACCCCAUCUAUCGACAACGAAGGAAAAUGAUUGGAGACAUUGCUUUCCGACACAAACAGGGUGACCCCAUUCCUAGAGUGGAGUACACUGAGGAAGAAAUAGCCACAUGGAGAGCAGUGUACGGCACUCUGAGUGAGCUCUACACCACGCACGCGUGCAGUGAGCACCUGGAGGCCUUCCGCCUGCUGGAGAGACACUGCGGCUACAGCCCCGACAACAUCCCCCAGCUGCAGGACGUGUCCCUGUUCCUCAGAGAGCGUACGGGGUUCCAGUUGCGCCCAGUGGCCGGUCUCCUCUCAGCCAGGGACUUCCUGGCCAGCCUGGCGUUCCGUGUGUUCCAGUGCACCCAGUACAUCCGCCACGCGUCCUCCCCCAUGCACUCCCCCGAGCCGGACUGUGUACAUGAGCUGCUGGGUCAUGUUCCCAUGCUGGCUGAUAAAACGUUUGCCCAGUUUUCUCAGAACAUUGGGCUGGCCUCUCUGGGGGCUUCUGAAGAGGACAUAGAGAAGCUCUCAACGCUGUACUGGUUCACGGUGGAGUUUGGGCUCUGCAAACAGGGUGGACGGGUGAAGGCCUACGGGGCCGGACUGCUCUCCUCCUACGGAGAGCUAGUGCACUCCCUCUCGGACGAGGCCGAGAGGAGGGAGUUCGACCCGGAGGCGGCCGCCGUCCAGCCGUACCAGGACCAGACCUACCAGCCCGUCUACUUUGUGUCCGAGAGCUUCACAGACGCCAAGGAGAAACUCAGGACGUACGUGGCCGGAAUUAAAAGGCCGUUUUCGGUGCGGUUCGACCCCUACACCGAGAGCAUAGAGGUCCUGGACGACCCGCUCAAGAUUCGGGCGGGGCUGGAGACGGUGAAGGACGAGCUGAAGACCCUCACAGACGCCCUGAAUGGGCUGGCGUAGGACGUCCGGCCAGACUGCCUACCCCCAAUGCCCCCCUAC